Molecule: messenger RNA, 3689 nt
Organism: Hydractinia symbiolongicarpus
Lineage: Eukaryota; Metazoa; Cnidaria; Hydrozoa; Anthoathecata; Hydractiniidae
Product: protein-glutamine gamma-glutamyltransferase E-like
Exons: 15
Coding region: 302-3136 (944 amino acids)
Biological process (GO): peptide cross-linking
Molecular function (GO): protein-glutamine gamma-glutamyltransferase activity; protein binding
Source: RefSeq, a predicted model, not a curated record
UUAUAUAUAUAAUACUAUAGUAGGUACCUACAACGAUUCUUUUUUGUGCGCUCAGACUCACAACAAAUUUUCGCGCACUCCACUACAAGUCCACUUCAAUCUUUCAGCAUGUUGGUUCAAGACGCACGAAAGUGCUCAAUAUUGCGAUACAUAUAUUUAAGAAGCACUUUUGCCCACACUGUUUUAAAAGUCAAAAUCAUUGUGUUAUUUUUAUCGCCGCUUUGGUGUGUAAUGAUGUAAUACUUUAGUCUCAACCACUGAGUUUGUAUGAAUUGCCCAUUUUGAGUUUGCGAACCGUAACAUGCUUAACAGAAAACUAAAAGUUGUCUCUUUAUUUUUUAGGGAAGAUAUUUUUAAGAAAGUUUUAUCAAAAGGUCUUGGCGUUAUUUACAAAGUAAAAAUUCGUUCUGACAAUGCUGGUGUUUUUCCAGGAUGGUUUCUUAACAAGGUAGCGAUAGUAGAUGAACUUGCUGAAAAGCGUUACAUGUUCACAUGUAAUGACUGGUUGUACAAAGAUUCAACAACCAAUCGAUUAACACGUGAACUGGAAUGCAAAGGUUUUCCGAUAGUCAGUGUUGAUACUUUAAUGAAAAAGAAUGGACCUAUCCAUCAUGUUCCAAUCAACAAAGGCUUCAUUCUCCGUCGUGGAGAAUCAUUUAGGUUGAUAAUUCUACUAGCCAGGAACUACACUACCACCGAUGUGUUUUACUUCACGCUCAACAGUGGAGAACAUCCAAAUUACCAAGAUAAGAGUUUAGUAACCAUCAAAGAAGUGACCCCCACUGAUUUUUUAAAAUGCAAAGAGAAAGAAAAAUGGGGAUUUGUAAUUCGUGAUGUCACACAGAUCAAGGAGAUAGAAGUUGAAGUAUAUAUUCCAGCAACAGCUUCUGUUGUGUCACAUGUGAUGAUGAUUGAGACAGAACAUGCUACGGAGUAUGUUUUUAAGCAUGAAUUUUCUAUUUUACCCAACCCAUGGAAGCAAGAUGCAUCAACAUUUCAAACCUUUGAAAGAUCGAUCAAAUCAUAUUUUUCCUAUACAUGCUCCUACAUCAACAAAAAAGCCUCUUUCUGUUGUAACUGCAGUGGCAAGAGUACACCAAAAACUCAAGACUUCAAGAUCACCGAAGUUGAUCUGAUGAUACCGGCCAAUAAAUCAAUGCAUUACACAGCAAAAUUUAAAAACUCAUCAUUAUUAAUUCUGAGAAGAGGGCAGUCAUUCAAAAUCAAGAUAAGGCUAUCUAGAAGUUAUAAUACAACAGAUGAAUUCUACCUAACUUUGAAGACUGGUCCAAAACCACGUGAUGUUGAUGGAACGUUUGUAACUAUUCUUCAAAAAGACCCGGAGGUAUUCUAUGAGAGCAAAACAAAGAGAGAAUGGGCGUUUACGAUUCUUGAUGUAAGCAAUCCGAGGGAGGUUAUAGUGGGCGUGUUUAUACCGCCCAAUGUGGUGGUUGGAUUGUAUGCUUUUGCGAUUGAAAGCCAAGACAAAAAACUUUAUGCAAGUCAAAUCUGCAUUCUGUUUAACCCAUGGUGUAGAGAAGACGAUGUUUACAUGGAAGACAAAGAAGCAGUCCGCGAAUAUGUUCUGCGACAACAUGGUAUCUUAUUUCUGGGCAAAUACACCAACCCUGCACCAAAAAAUUGGUUCUAUGGUCAGUUUGAAGAUGUUUCUUUGCAAGUUGCAAUGCAAGUUUUAAAUGAGAUUAUGCCAGCAGCAAAUCGAAACUCGGCAGUCCAUGUAUCACGUUACGUCUCUUCGAAGGUAAAUUCCUAUGAUAAUGGCAUUGUGGUUGGAAAUUGGUCUAAUAAUUAUGAAGGUGGCAAGUCACCUGGCUUUUGGUCAAAUACCUGCGACAUACUUAAAGUAUAUGUUGAAAGUAAACAGUCAGUUCGAUAUGGACAAUGUUGGGUUUAUGGUGCAGUUGUUACGACAAUUUUACGAACUUUGGGGAUACCAUGUCGUCCAGUCACCAACUACAACUCUGCCCACGAUACAGAUGGGAAUUGUACUCUUGAUCAAUACAUUGACGAGCUGGGUAUGGAAAUAGAAGAUUUAACACGAGACUCUAUCUGGAAUUUUCAUGUUUGGAAUGAUGCAUGGAUGGCGAGAAAAGAUUUACCGCCAGGUUAUGAUGGAUGGCAAGCUAUUGAUGCAACACCCCAGGAAAAGAGUGGAGGGAAGUUUAGACUUGGUCCGGCACCAGUAAAAGCAGUGAAGAAGGGUGAAGUGAAUAUUGGGUACGAUACCAAAUUUGUUUUUGCUGAAGUUAAUUCUGACGUAAUACAAUGGAAAAAAACAAAUGGAAAAUUUAAAGCAAUAUCAUCUGACACGGAAGAAGUUGGUAAAAACAUGAGCACCAAAGCUGUAGGCUGCAAUGAGAGGUUUGAUGUAACUGAUGAAUACAAAUUUAAAGAGGGGUCUGCACUUGAAAGAGUUUCCGUAACGAACGCUGUUUCUCGAAUUCGCCAUAGAGAAAUCAGUGCACAAAAAUCAGAUUGUGAAAUGAGCAUAGUAAUUUCAAAUGAUCAUAUUGAAAUAGGAGAAGACGCUUGUGUGGAGUUUAACACAAGAAACAACUCAGUUAAUGAAGCAAAUGCCAAGCUUAUGAUAGUAGUUGAAGUAAUCACAUACGGUGGUAAAGUGGUGAGACAAGUCAAAACUGAUAGAAAAAGCCUCUUUAUUGGAGCAAACACAGGCAACAGAAUCACGCAAAUAAUCAAAGCUGCUGAGUACAGAUCAAAGCUUGGUGAUUAUGACAUGCUCAAAAUAACUGGAACAUUACUACUUGAAACAGGUCAAACGAUAUUCAAACAAGAUAUAUGCAUCAUCAAGAAACCAACGUUGCAACUGAAGAUUCCGACCCACGUCGUUGUCAAAAAGGAAAUGGAAUUUAUGGUUCGCUUUCAGAAUCCACUUGAUGAAGAAUUAACAGGCUGCGUGCUAUAUAUUAAUGGAACCAUUAUCUCUAAGGGGAUGACUUUUCAAGUCAACAACACUCAACCAAAGUCAUGGUUUGCAUAUAAAAAUUCGCAUUCACUGGUGCCAGAGUUUCCAGGGAAAAAGAGCAUAUCCAUAACGUUUACUUGCAAGGAAUUGGGAUCUAUGAACGUUUCGGAAAAGGUUACUGUAGAAUGAUGCAAAGAAAAAAACAAAUCGCUAAUAUAUUAUUUAUUAUAUUAAUAUAUUAUUUAUAUACAUUUCAUGUUAGAUCUUUCUUUUUGAUGUUUAUAUCUGUUACGCAAAUAAUUUUUAUAUCGGAAAAUCUUACGCAUAGGAAUACAGUAGAAUCUCUCUAUCUCGAACUCGCAAGGGACCAAUAAAUUUAUUCUAGAUAAGAAAGUUCAAUAUAAAGAAUGGAAUAUACCUUAGGUGGGCCACAAAGGGACCGAGACUUUAGUUCGAGAUAGAGAGUAGUUCGAGAUAAAGAGUAGUCGGGAUAGAGAGAUUCCACUAAUGUCGCAACUUAAUGCAUGAACUUAAAGUCUUUUUACCCUAAAUUCAUUUUGGAUGUUGUGGUAUUAUUUGUUGUUCUGCUAGAUACACUUUCGAUCGAAACUUUUUGUUGUGGAACAGUCACGCAUCGGAUCAAAUAGGCUUCCAAUAAUAUCUAGUAAGAUAUUUGUUGUGAAAAGCUAUUAUAAAGUAAAACAUUUCUUGAACAACAAGAAACGCCCCGAAAAACGAACAA